AUGAAUUCGAGCUUCAAAGAUUCAGAAAUUAAAGCUUGGAAACAAAAAGUUGCCAUUGAAAAAUGUUAUGAUAAGCUAUUUAAAAAAAUAAGUCCGAAAGGACAUGAAAUAUUAGAACAUCCAGAACAUCUUGAAUUUUUACAUUGUAAAGGAUUUGAUAAUUGCAUAGUAUUAUCCAAGAAACUUGGAGAAAAAUUUCAUCUUGUUAGAUGGGAUUAUCGAGGAACUGGACGAAGUGAUGUCAAAGCGUACUCACUUGAAUUGAAUUAUGAAUUUUCAACAAUUUCUCAUGGAUUAUCGAAUUUUAGCAUCACAACGUCUGAUCAAUUUCGUGCUUUAAAGCUUGGUAUUGUACCACUUGGAUAUCGAAAAUUUGAAGUUAAACCAUUUGAUUUUGAAGAUUUUUUUAGUUCUUUAGAUAUUCCAACAUUAAAUUUUAUCGGGGAGAAAGAUAAUUUAAUUACGCUUGAUCAUAGUUUAUAA
Molecule: messenger RNA, 483 nt
Organism: Rhizophagus irregularis DAOM 181602=DAOM 197198
Lineage: Eukaryota; Fungi; Glomeromycota; Glomeromycetes; Glomerales; Glomeraceae
Source: RefSeq, a predicted model, not a curated record